AUGAGAAGUAGUGCUAAUUUUUUUUUAGCGAAUAGUAGUAGCGGCGGACUUUCGAAAUAUCGCCCCCGAUUUCGGCCGAGAAGACUUGUGCUGCCGGUAAAUCCUUCUGAUGUGCAUAGCAUUAGUCGAGCGAAUAAUCCCAUGUACGCGAAAUAUCAAGAGGGUAUUCGAUUGAGAAGGAGGGCGGAGCGCCGCGGUGUAAUUGCACUUUCUUUCGUUCCGUCUGAACGCAGCGUGGGUGAUGCUUUUCGGAUUAUGGUUGAGGUGUGUGAAAAGGAGGGGUUCUUCGAGUCAAAGUCGUCCACACCAAAUUAUCUCCGUAAAGUACGUGAAUUAAUCAAGCGCGCUGAGACGGAAUUAGGGACCGGGGAAAGAGUCAAAAAUACGUCCGCGAACCCAUCUUUUUACGACAUUGGCUUGUCAGAAGCGAGGGAUUUAUCAAGAAACGCAGAUAAAUCACGUCAUGCUGAGGGCAAUAUCGAAACGAGGGAGAUAGACUCACUGUGGAGUCUACUAAAUGCUACUCCACUUGAUUCCCCCGUUCAUGGGAUUUUGGCCUUGAGGGGAAAGGCCCUCCUUGAAAGUAUAAUUGCUAACACCGUACAACAACAAUAUCCACGGCUGCGGUCAAAGCACUUGCAGGAAAUCAUACAUGAGUGUUGUAGUCUUUUGGCAUGUGGAAGAGCCGCGUUCCGUCUGGGAUUCGCUGACGUUUGUGGAAUUAAUGGGGAGAUAAACAUGUGGCGUGAACUCAAUGUCCUCACUGAGAGGUUCAAUACCGCACGACAUAAGGCUGCUGCUCACCUCCAACGUGUGGAGAAAGGAGUGACACAACAAAGACGAUGGUAUUGGAGGGGCGUUCUCAGGUCUUCAUCUAAGCGAUUGAAACAGUUCCCUGUACGUCAAGGUGAUUUACUCCCCCGAAUGGAGUGGAUAAGGGAGUCUGUGUACGCGUUCGUUGCCUUUGUGGAUCUGGCAGAAAAAUCAGGUGACAAUGUCCGUGUAGUGCCACUGAUUGAAAAUCUGUUCUGUGGUCAAAUAUCCUCGUUUGUAAGCACCAACCAGACACUUAAGAAGGCGCAUAGGAUGGUUGAUAUGCUGUCAAAAGCAAGAAUUGAAUGUGAUGCCACAACGGAAAAAGAGAAAAUACAACAAUUAGAGUCUCUUUCUACUGACAUUGAAAAUGAGCUUGCCGCCCUCGAACAAUUCACUGAUGACGAGUUAGGAGUUAUGAGCCGUGUCGUUCAUCCGCUUAAUGCUCGGAGCGACAACCGGAAAGAGCAGUUUUCGUCCAGUGGUGGUGCCCAUGCGGUGCAAAGUCUUAGGGAUGACAUCUUCGACGAUUACCGGGUAACUCGUCACAACAAAGAGGCGCCCCCUAUGGUGAUCAACUGUAUGCGCCCACAAAAUGCUCUGAAAGAGGCUCAAAUCAUUCUCCGCUACGAUCCGAAUGUGUCAGAAACAUUGUCGUCAUCUCCUAUAGAUGUCGACCAGGUGAUCCGAAGGGUCACUGAGGUACACGAAACCAAUUCUUACGCUACGCUUUACAAUUUCCAGCAGUUUAGGCAGGUUGAAUAUACGGUUUGCCGGCUUUACGCAGGAAAGCGUUGUAUUGGCCAAGGAAAAGGCGAAACCCUGAUGGAAGCAGUAAACGAAGCGGCCCAGCACACACUUCUUAAUUAUUAUCUUAAAGACGUGAGCAAUGCGAACUCCCGUGAAAAAGAAGAGGACGCUGUCACCGAGGCCUUCAGUGCCACUCCACCUGAGUUGACGGAGGUCCGCGUCAAAGAGGCUACGGAGGAAGAAGUUAUUUUUUGA
Trypanosoma brucei brucei TREU927 is the source of this 1818-nucleotide messenger RNA. Its product is annotated as spliced leader RNA PSE-promoter transcription factor, putative. Bases 1 to 1818 code for a protein of 605 amino acids. NCBI's taxonomy places the organism in Eukaryota, Euglenozoa, Kinetoplastea, Trypanosomatida, Trypanosomatidae. The record is from RefSeq and is a predicted model, not a curated record. The transcript has a single exon.